UCAAAAGGGCGCGUGACGUCAAGCGCUCGCGCGGAAGUACCGAGGAUUGGAAAAUAGAGGUUAUGCUGCAUAGAGCACAGCGGGUGAAGGAGACGUUUACCUGUAAAUACAAGUACAGCCAUGAGCUGAGGCUCCCCAAACCCGCCUUUCUCAAUGAUGAACGACAAACUGGUGUUCCUGGGUCUCCUUUACUUCAUCCAGGGUAUUCCGUAUGGCCUGCAGUCGUCUUUGCUCCCGGUGUACCUGCGCGGUGCCGGCCACUCCCUCACCCGCAUCAGCCUCACCAAAGUCCUCUAUUUCCCCUGGGUGCUCAAGGUAAUCUGGGCCCCUCUGGUGGACCGGACUGGCACCAAACGCUGCUGGUUAGUGGGCACAGUGGCUGGUCUGGCUCUCACCUGUUUGGUGAGCGCCACCAUCUCACCUGAUGUUCAGUACAUGGGCGUAGCGGGCUCCCUGCUCGCUAUGAACGUGCUGGUAUCAGUGCAGGACAUUGCGGUGGACGGAGCGGCCGUGCGGCUGCUCAGGGGGCAGGGGGAGCUGGGCCUGGGAAACACAGUGCAGGUGGUGGGGUAUAAAGCUGGCUCUGUGUUUGCUGGAGGGGGGCUCCUGGCUGUCAUAGAUGUUGCAGGCUGGGGCUGGAUGUUUGCACUGCUGGCCUGUGUUUACGGCGGUGUUGCUCUGUUCGUGUGGGGAGCGCCGGUGUUGGAUGGAGAGUCGGCGCGGGGACAGGGAGAAGGACGGAGAGGGUCAAAGGAUGUGAUGCAACCCUGGAAGGUGUGGAGGAAGCUCAUGUCUGUGCCAGGAACGCCAUGGACGAUGUUCUACGUUCUCACUUACAAGCUAGGUGAACAGGGGGCCAUCACCAUGUUUCCUCUCUUCUUGCUGGACCACCACAUGACGGCCAGAGAGCUCGGGGUGUGGAACGGGGUGGUUGCCAUGGCUUUUUCCAUUUGUGGCUCAUCAGUCGGGGGUUUCUUGCUCUCUCAGUACAGUAUUGGCAUGCUAAUGAGACGUGUGUUUAUGAUGCGGACUGUCAGCAUGGUCUUUCAGAGCUCACUUCUCGUGGUGCUGGAGCCCUCGCCCUUGAUGAAAGGUAUGGCAGUGCUGAGUCUGAGUUUGCAGCAUUUCAUAGCGGGUCUCAUCACCACUCUGACGUUCACCACGAUGAUGAACUGCACACAGAGAGCUGAGGAGAGCAUACAGGCCACCCACUACAGUUUUCUGGCCACACUGGAGGUCCUGGGGAAACUGAGUUUUAGUGCCCUGGCUGGAGGUAUGGUGGACACUGUGGGCUUUCCCAUAGCCUUCAUCCUCUUUCUCUUCCUCACCUCCAGCAGUGCCCUGCACGUGUGGAGAGCCACAGAGACUGGCGUCCUGAAGGAGCAGCUCAAAGAGCAGCCACAGUGACCAGAGUUAGCCUAUGAGAGAAUGCGUAUGUCUGGGUGAGAGAGGGAAAUCAAGUCUUAUGUUUUGCAUAAGAUACUGGUGACCAAAUAGCCAGUGAAAUGAUUAUGUUGUUUUUAUUUGUAUUUAUUUCUAACUCAACCAGCAUUGAUGUGACAAGAGCCACACAAGCACUCUCACUGUAAGCCAGUACCUCUCUGAAAAACACUGCAAAUGCUACAUUGCAACUCUACAGUAAAUUAGCUUUAAAGGUACUUGCUUUUCAUUAACAAGUCAUUCUGAAUGGCAAACGGACUGAACUAUGGCAACACUGUGCACAUGUCGUCUAGUCUGCCUGAAGGACAACAGUCAAUCAUUUAAACGACAAAAGGUGGUUAAACUAUUACAUUUGAUAUACAAUAACAACAAUUUUACUGGUUACAAAAUAACAUAUAAUGGUCUAGUCUAGUUUGGUUUAGUUAUACAUCCUAGUCAUUUGAACGUUUCAUUAUAUACAGCAUGCAUUCGCCUUAGAAAUGCCUUUAGUUUUUAAUCUGAUGCCCUCUGACACCUUAGAUACAAUUCCAUCAGCUUAUUGACCAAUCAGCAACACUUUUUGGGGCAGUAUUAAUAUUAAAUUGCUACUAUGCUUAGUGGAGUGCAUUUUUGUAUUCUAAAUGCAAUACUUAAAUUAAAGGGGUCAUAUCAUUGAAUGUUCAUAUUUCAUUUAUUAUAGGUGUAUGACGAAAUAGCGCUGUACCUUUUUACAGUAUUAUUCAUUGACUCCCAUAUGGUGUUUAGAGACUUUAUUCAAAAGUACUGCUACAAAAGAAUGAAUAAAUAAAGAGUUAAAGCCUUGGUUAUUUCCUGGCUGUGAAGGAAAGUCCUCAUCCUUCCCAGUAUUAUUAGGAAAAGCGGUCCAGCAGCGAAUGUGAUCAAACUGUUUUAUAUUUGACACAUCAAGAUGGUCUUUAACAUCUUAAAGCCGCAUCAGCAAAAAUCAAGGGCCGCAGACGGUCAUGAAAAACUUAAUCAGGACUGUUUUGAUGCAGAAAACUUGUCUAGCAUUGUAAAUGGACCUCAGGGAAAAAAAAUUGAAAUUGUAUGAUAUGACCCCUUUAAUGGAUAUGAAUACUGUACAUUGUAACAGUUAAACUCAUCAAGCUCAUUUUUUGAGCCGAUACAUGUUUGUUUGAAACGUUUGUUUUUUGUAUGAGUUGUCUGCAUUUCCUAUGCAAUAACACAAUUAUUCACGGUUAUUACAUACAACUUUACUACUCAUAUAUAAUAAAACUGUCAAUUGCCUUAUUAUUAUUUUAAUGACUGCAAAGCCAAAACAUGUUGAGAUAUUGUUGAGACUAUGUAGGCAUACACGCUGGAUGUCAGUUUAGGAGGGGAAUUCAAUUUCAGUUGCAAAAAAAAACUAAACUAAACAAAAAAACAAAUCAUCAAAUGAAACCGCAGCUAUACAUGUGUAUAGUGCAGUUACAAUAUAUAUUGUCCAUUCCUGUUGAAAGCAGAAUAGCUUUUUUUUUUUAUUAUACUCAAUACAUUAUAGUAUAAUACAAUAAUGUAGCCAAGUCUUCUUUUUGCAUUUGUUUUGUUGGACAAAUAGAUACAGAUGGUCCCAAUGAAAUACUACAUUUUAAAAAUGGUUACAAACUGAACUCUUAUAAGUGGAAAAGCUAUGGUUAUUUUGUCAUUAAAUCAUCUGAUAAGCAAAGCCCUUAACAAACAAGCCAUUUUUUGCCAUUUUAGCUUGAACUAAAGGAUAAAAGAUCAAAAUAAAAGACAAAAAUAAAAUAUAUUACC
This is a messenger RNA of Puntigrus tetrazona (Sumatra barb), 3195 nucleotides long. RefSeq names its product major facilitator superfamily domain containing 3 (gene slc33a2). The record is from RefSeq and is a predicted model, not a curated record. Gene Ontology annotation, cellular component: membrane. Gene Ontology annotation, molecular function: transmembrane transporter activity. Gene Ontology annotation, biological process: transmembrane transport. Bases 154 to 1407 code for a protein of 417 amino acids. NCBI's taxonomy places the organism in Eukaryota, Metazoa, Chordata, Actinopteri, Cypriniformes, Cyprinidae. The transcript has 6 exons.